AUGAUGUCCUCUCCCACAUCAUCGCAGAACAUUCUGUCUACAAACAAUCUCUCAGUCCUGCCACCCAUCCUCACCGAUGGGACGGUGAAACGAUCAUCGACGCAUCCGAAGGAUCGGCUUUCCACGUAUUCCAAUGUCUCGCUUGCAUCGCAAAAUCGUUCGCGCCCAGGCUCCCACGUCUUCCCCAUCUUCCACACCAGCCUUCCAUAUGCCCUCGUGCGAGACUUCGCUUACCCGUCCACCCAUCCUCUCCAUUACGGGCCUCCCCCUCCUCGUGCCUCCGGGGUUUCUACACCGGCCAGUGAAAAUCGACGGCUCUCCGAUCCACCACCUUCGUGGGAUAUCUCGCGGGGAUGGUCAACAGGACAAUCGAGCACAGAAUCUCAGAUUAGCCAUGUCCACCAACAGUUGCCAGCUAUGUCCUUUGGGGAUGGACCACCAUACAGCGAGGAUGAGGAUCUGCAUAGCCCAGUUGUGACCUCGCGUCAUCGCAAGAAGACUUCUGACAUGAAUGGUCUUGUAGAUGAGAGAGUCAUGUCUGGAACUGGUCAGGCGGUCAACAAUGGUCGCGGGGUGCUCGUUGGCAUUAACGCCGAUGGCAGUGAGACAUAUUACGUAAAUGAUGCAAACACAUCAGAUGAAAGCCCAGGUGGUGAGUACGUGACAUAUCCGGCAAAUGAGGGGCGCUAUUCAAUCAUGGGAUACAACGCCCCCAGCGGCCAGCAAGGCUACGAACAUGAUCCUGGCUUUGAGUCCGAAGAUGAAAUUCCUGGUGAAAACCGGUACUCUAGAGACUAUCAGUUUGCCGUUGGCUGUCCAGAUGAAGAGAUGCAUGGAAAAGCCGUUGCACUCUUUGACUUCACACGAGAGCAUGAGAACGAACUGCCUCUUACUGAGGGCCAAGUGAUUUAUGUUUCAUACCGGCAUGGCCAGGGCUGGCUAGUUGCAGAAGAUCCCAAGACAGGGGAGAAUGGCCUUGUCCCAGAGGAGUUUGUGCGUCUUCUGCGAGACAUCGAAGGGGGUUUGACGUCGCUGAAUGGAGAACCAAACCCUGAGGUCACAGGAACCGCAGAUAUCAGUCUAGACCCCACUGAGUCUGACCAAAUAUCUACGCCUACCCAGGUAGAGCAGGCCUCAUCUGACGUGAACGCCCAGGCUGGAAACAAAGCCGCCAACGGCAAUACCCCAGCUGCAGCCUCGACGGAAGGCGCAGACGUAUCUCAGUCUGUGUUGGAUCCCGAAAUCCCGGCCAGCAAAGCUCCUGAGAGCGCCGACAAACGCUGA
Messenger RNA from Penicillium digitatum Pd1, 1284 nucleotides. RefSeq names its product adaptor protein NBP2. Lineage: Eukaryota; Fungi; Ascomycota; Eurotiomycetes; Eurotiales; Aspergillaceae. The record is from RefSeq and is a predicted model, not a curated record. Gene Ontology annotation, molecular function: protein binding.